UGAGUCGACAGCCAUCACAAAGACACAAGGCAGACAAACGUUUCAGAUCCACCACACUCUUCGACUGCAAAAAAAAAUCAGACAUGAUGGAGGCGUGUAUGAUGAAGCCAGAGGUCAACAAGAAACCAAAGCCACCUAAACGGCCUCCAAAUCCUGUUGAGAUUAAAAAGAAUGACCCAGAGAGACUGGAGAAACCAACUCCUGUGGUGCCUCAGCGACCUAAAGACUCCGCUAAUGGAGGCUUAAUACAAACUCCCGUGGUUCCUCCCAGACCCACAGAAAAGGAACUGAACGCCGCAACCAGAUACAGCCAACGUAGGAGGGAACAGGCUGAGGACACACAGAGACAAUCAGAAGUUGCCAAAGAUGAAGCAGACUUCACACAGAGCAAUCAGCCAGCCUUGACUGGAAUGUUUCGACGGAGCCAAAAAGAGAAAAUGCCUAAGUUCACUAGUUACGUGACCCAUGACCUAGAGGAAAAAACUGAAGAUGUCCCGCCCAAACAGGCUCCUGGCAGCAAACCGGGUGGUCUGAAGGGAGUAAUGAAAGGGUGGCAAUUCAAGUCGUCACCAAAGGUCAGCAGAGAGCAGAGUGUAGACCCUGGUGCCGAGGAAGUCAACUCUGACGAGGAACAAUCCGCAGAAAAAAACAAUCAGGAAAAGACUGCAGAACCCAAACAGGACAUCGGAGGUCUGAUUGCUGGAAUGUUCAGGAAAACUCCCAAAGAGAAGUCUUCACAUCCUUCUGUAACGCUCAGCAAAUCAGACAGUGAUACUGAAGAUGCAGAAGAAGCAGGAGAUAAGGAAAAGGGAGGCUUCUUCUCUGGCAUCCUUAAAAAAUCCAGUAAAACAACAGAUGAGACACCUGCGCAGGACAAUCUGAAUGCUCAUAGUGAGUUGUCUGCCAGCAGCGACAGUCUGUCUGAAAACAACAAGGAAAAAGGAGGAAUAUUCAGUGGGAUGUUCAAGAAGACUCCAAAACCAACAGAAGCUGCACAAACUGACGAGGACCAACAGUCUCUACAUGACGGUCUGUCAGGCAGUAAUGACAAUGUGUCUGAAAACUCAAAGGAAAAAGGAGGAUUUUUCAGCGGGAUCCUCCGAAAGUCUCCCAAGAUUCCUGGAGAGGGAACACCUGGACAGGAUAAACAGUCGCUGCAAACGGACCCAGCAGACAGUAAUGAGACUUCUUCUGAGAGCAACACCACUAAACAGGAGAAAGGAAGUGUUUUCAGUGGAAUGUUCAAGAAGUCUCCCAAACUCUCUGAAGCCCCUCGACUGGAGGAGGGUGCAGAGUCAUUGGAUAGUGAGCUGUCUGCCAGCACUGACAGCCUGUCGGAGAAAAAGGAGAAAGGUGGUUUGUUCAGUGGACUCCUCAGAAAGACUCCCAGAACACCUGGAGAGGAGAAUCUCUCGGCACAGAAAGAUCUUUCUGCCAGCAAUGACAGUCUGUCUGAGGCUGCCAACACAAAGGAGAAAGGAAGUGCUUUCAGUGGAAAAUUCAAGAAGUCGUCCAGACUUCUUGACGGUCUUCUCAAAGAGGAAGAAACACAGUCACAAGAUGAUGAACUUUCAGGCAGCAGGGAAGCUCUUUCUGAGAACAAGGAAAAAGGUGGAAUAUUUAGUGGAAUAUUCAAGAAAGCUCCUAAAUCUGCAGAAGCUGCUCAACCUGAGGAGGACGAGUCUGACAGCGAUCUCUUAGCCAGCACUGAGAACUUAUCCGAGAACAAACAGGAGAAAGGUGGGGGGUUGUUCAGUGGACUCCUCAAAAAGACUCCCAAAGCAUCUGGAGAAAAGACAGAGUCACCGGAACAAGAGGCUCAGAAAGAGCUGUCGGCCAGUAAUGACGACCUGUCUGAGAAUAAUGGCAAGACGGAGAAAAACAUUUUUAGCAACAUGUUUAAGAAGCCGCAGAAACCAGCAGAGGAUGCAGCAGCAGACAAGGAGCUGGAGGUGAACAGUGAGAAACAGUUGUCAGGUAGCACCGAGAAUCUGUCUGACACCACCGCCCCAAAGACACCUCUGCGGAUAAUUCGGCUCUCGGAGAAAAAGGGAGGCUUGGCCGGCAUCCUCAAAAGAUCAGCCAGCGCUGACAACCCGUUUGAUGAGGAGAAAGGUGGGCUGUUCAGUGGACUUCGCAAAAAAACACCCAGAGUGUCUGGAGAAGAGGCAGCUGCAGAGGACAAAGACGAUCAAAAGGAGCUCUCAGCAAGUAAUGACAGUCUGUUUGAAAACACAAAGGAGAAAAGUAUUUUCAGUGGCAUCUUUAAGAAGACUCAUAAACCAGCAGAGGGGACUACAACAGAUGAGGAAUUAAACGACGAUAAGAAGUUAUUUGGCAGUACUGAAAAUCUGUUGGAAGUAAACACAUCAAAGGAGAAGACUGGCGGACUGGCUGGGAUCUUCAAAAAGUCUCCCAAACAAGCGCCACGCUCGAUUGCUACACAGGAUCCUUUCAGUAACAUGAAGGAUUUGUCUGCCAGCUGCGACAGCCUUGCAGAAAGUGAUGAGGAGGAUCUUUCAGCACUUGGUGAAUGGUCGACCGGUAAAGAUAAUCUUUUAGAAGCUACAAGCGCCCAAAAGGAGAAAAAAACAGGGUUUGCUGGAAUAUUCAGGAGGACGCCCAAAGCAAUUGAACAUCAGGAAAGUGAGGACAUGGAGGAACCAGGAGGAGGCGGGCUGAGACGCAGGAGAACCAUCAAGAAAAAAAGACGAGUUGUGUCAUUCCGAGUCAAGCAAACACUUCCCAGAAUACCCAAGCUUAAUCUAACUUCACAGACGCCAGACACUAUGCCUAUUAUUGAGGAGACUGUUGAGCUACAAGAGCUGAACCCAGCACAGGAGAGCACAGUGGAGGUCCAGCCUGUGGAGAUGGUGGCUUAUCCUACUGAAGGCAACCCUCUGGAGGCUGAACAGGAAAGCGAUGAAUUGAUGGAAUGGUGGAACACAGUCAAAGGUUGGGCAGAGUGGAACGAGACCUCAAAUACGCAGGAUGAUGAUGAGGAAACGGCAAUGGAGCAGGCAGCUGAUCGUGUCUACAUGGCUGCCUGUCUGUUUGUGCGUCUGUUCAACCAGCGGGGGGCGUCUUUACAGCAACGCAUCCUGGAACUUAUGUCUCUGGCUGAUGCUGCAGAUGAAUUCCACAAAAAAACGACGUCAGCCGCUGUGGGUGGAGGAGUGGCCAGUGUCGCAGGCAGCGUGGCAACAAUCACCGGACUCAUUCUGGCGCCUUUCACUUUCGGUGCCUCUAUUAUUGUCACGGCGGUGGGGAUCGGUGUAGCAACAGCAGGCAGCAUCACCUCAGCAACGGCAAAUAUCACAGAUACAGUUCACUCCAACAUGGAUCGUAAGAAGUUGGAGAAGAUGAUCCAGGGCUACCAGGACGAGAUCAAAGACAUCAGGGAGUGUUUGGAGUUCGUGCAGGCAGGUAUGGACACCCUAGAGGGGUGGGACUUUGAGAAAUAUUCAGAGAGCGCUGCAAAAAAGGCUCUGAACCAUAACCUCAAGCACGUGAUGAAGGAGGGCGGCCGUGCCGGAAAAGCCCUGAUGAUUAACACAGAUAAGCUCAUCAGCACUGUGCAGGUUUUAGGUGCUGCAGGUGGCGUUGCCAAAGCUGCCCAGGCUAUCAGUGUCACCACAGGCGUCAUGUCAGCCCUCUUUCUCGCUCUGGAUAUUUUCUUCCUCGCCAAAGACUCCCACAAACUCCGUAAAGGCGCCAAAACUAAGUUCGCCACCAAGAUCAGGGACGUAUGUAAAGAACUUCAAGAUGGCUUGCUGGAGCUGAACAAGGUGAAGACACAGCUGCAGAAGACUAUGGAUGGCAUUGAGGUGGAGGAGUAUGAGGAGAUUGAGGAGGUGGAGGAGGAAGUUGACGACGAUUUUGAGUCCGAUCCAAAGAAGCUGGCUGAGCUGGAGAAGGAGCUGGACCUCCUGGAGGAAAAACUGGACAAGAAGGUUGAGGAGCAAAUGAGGAUUAAAGAAAUGGAGAAGGAAAAUAUGAGAAGUAAAAAGGAGAAAAAGGAGGAGAGCAUGAAGGAAAAAGGAGAGCCAGAGGAAAAGAAAGACAAAGAGGAAACAGAAGGGAAGGAUGCUAAGACAGAGGGAAAGAAGGAAAGUAAAAAGGGAAAAGAUGAAGAAGAAAGCAAGACUGAUGAGGAAAAGGAGCAGAAAAGUGAGACUGUCAAAGCAGCCAAAGAGGAAGUUUUGAAAGGACAAUCUCGAAAAGGGAACAAAGAGAAUAAAGAAACUGAAAACCGCAUUACAGCUGGGAAAGAAAAAUAUGAGAGCAAACGAGACCAGGCAAAAGAAGACAAUGGUACACAUAAAAAGACAGAUGAGAAGGAGAAAGAGAAAAAUAAAAUGGGAAAAGAACAAGAGGAAAUUAAGAAUAGAUUAGGUGAUUUGAAACGAGAGGAACGAAGUGGGAAGGUAUAUUCUGAAUGGAUCAAGACAGAGAGAGAGAGUGAAAGGAAUAAGAGCAGCAAAGAGGAUGAAAGAGAGAUGAAGCCUGAAGGGAGAUCAACGAAUAAAGAGAAAGAGGCAGAUAGGGAGAGUACAAGGAGGCACAGCAGCAGGAGCGAUAAAGAUCAACCUGACAGGAGUGAGAGAGAAAGCAAACACAUAACGAAAGAAACUGAUAAGGAAAGAGGCGGCAGCAGGGACGUACAACACAGUGAGAGGAUGGAGAGCUGGAGGAGGCCAGAGGAGGACAGAGGAGUUAGGGACUGGAGAGCUGAGAUGGCAAAAGGUAGAGAAGAGAAGAGAGAAGGAAAAGAGACAGGGAGAGGGACUAAAAGGCAAGAUCAUGGGAAAAGCGACACGAGGAAGGAGUCGCAUCGAAGUCACAAAGCGGCAACAAGGAGGGAGCAUUCGGAAAGAGAGUGGGGGAGCAGGAGGGAGGAAUCUGACUCAAAGAGGAGCCACCACAGGAGAGGAGCAGGUCAGCACGAUGAGCACAGGGAGGUGGGAGAUGAGAAACGAAGGAGCAGGAUAGAGAGCGCAAGGAGGAGAUUUGAGAGAGCAGGGGCAGAGGAGGGAGAGGAGAGGGGGAAGAGGAAAGAGGACCAUGAGAGGAGAGGGGGUGACAGAGAGAGGAGGGGGAGUGACAGAGACAGAGAGCAUCAACACAGCCACCGAGGAUCUCGACCUCACUCCAAGGCCCCGCUGGAAGACGGUCUGUAUAUUUAGUUUAAAAAAAGUUAUAUGUGGCAUUUUUAAACUUAGAUACACUAUUAUCAUGUGAAAGGUCAGAUUUGUAUUAAGACCAACUGAAAUUAAGUUGCCAAAGAAAUGUUCCUGCCGAGUUGAGUUUCUGCUACUAAAAAUGUCUGAUUAUCAAUUAAUUCAGUCAUGCUGGCUAGGCUAUCAAGAGUCCAGUUUGUAAGAUUUACUCCAAAUAUUAUGUAAAGCAGAGGAUGGAGAGUUUUUACAGGAGAGAGAGAGGGGAAAACCGGUAAUGCUCAUUAAGUCAAAUCUGGUAUGAGGAAGCCUUCAUACUUUGGUUUUCUACUGCUACGUUCAUAUUACAGGGCUUAAUACUCUCUGAAACAUCUCAGUCAGGAGACACAGAGAGGCAGUUCUUCCAAACCUUAGCGUGCCCAGGGCUACAUUCCAAUGUAUCUGUGGGUGCCUGAUAACAACACUGUCAUGGCAUUUAGGCAAGAUGUCCCUGUCAGAAAGCAUUUAGCACUCGGGCUCUAUUGGUGACUGGGGCAGCCUCCUGUUGCAGUGGUACAGCUUCUCUGGUCCCGCCGGACUAUUUCAGCACCAUAUGGAGAGUGAGCUGUGCCUGCACAGUGAAGUAUGAUGUGGAAAAACACAUGAAUUCUGAUGUGACCAUUCUCACUUCAGUUGCAUGGCCAGUGAUCACAUAUGUCAGAUUUAGGGCCACAUAUAAAUGUAGCCCACAUCUGAUUGUGAAAAAAAAAUAGAUUUCUGUGUUCACAUUGUUCUGUGUUACAUGAGAGCAAAGAAAUAAGGUUUGGGCCACAUUUGCUUGUAAUGUGAACGUAGCCUAUCUCUUGUGUUUAAACUUUGUGUCGUUUGUGUGUAAAAACUGGGCUGUUGCAUGUAUGUGCAAAGUUGAGGCCGUAUUUUUCACAUAAACUAGUAAGAAACAUAGUGAAUUCAAGUUACACGUUGAAAUGUUUUUAACUUCCUAAAAAGAGACUGACAGGAAAAGGCUGGGGACUGCUUGGUUGAUGAACUACCAGCAACCACUAACUCUCUCAGUGUACACAUGGGCAUGUCAAUGUUAAUGCACAUCUGCAGUUGCUAAGCAGAAAAACACUGAACCUCUCCUUUAAUUGUGAGAGAUAACAGGUAAUAAUACUGUUCCAGGUUCACUGCUCCUUGCUGAAAAGCAAAAGUUUUGGGUUUAUCUCAACCAAAGAGAAUAAAGACCUCGUGUGUAGAAAUGUUAUGUGAUUAUGACCUCUCUCUAAAUAAUUUUCCGAUAUUAUGCUCAGACAAAAGUUGAGGAGGGCAAUAAGCUGCAUUUAUCCAUUACUGCAAAGGUGUCUUUUUGGAUUUUCCCACAAGGGGGCGCCAAAGUCAGUAAUAUUCAAAUCUUGUACAUACAGAAACAGUCUGUGUUUUUACUACUGACAGAAAUCUAUAAAGCAGAUUUCCUGCAAAAUCUCACCUUGAUGCAAAUAAUGUCAAAUUUGAGGCUGCUACUAUUGUUUAUGACUUCUUUAUUCAUGUUGUGAUAAACCUACCACGUUUAAUUGUAUAUUUAAAAUCUUAACGUGUUUCUGAAACAUGGUGGUGUCUGCUACUUAUUUAUAUUUCUGGUGUUUCAGGGUAAAAUUAGACACUUUCCCCCUUAGUAGGACUGUUUAUGUCCAUAUUGUGCCUUUCAUAUUGUGUUUGUAUUGUAUUGGCUGGUGGACCAGUGUUUUUAUUUCCCUAAAAAGACCAUUAUUAGUGUGAACAGGAGAAAAACUACUUUUAUUCAUGCUGUUGUUAUAUUGCAGGUAGCACACUGGCUCUGGGAAAUGUUACUGGAUGGUAGAAUAAUAUUGCAGUUUCUGUAAUAAAAUCAUCUCAUGUUUAGUUUUUUCUUAAA
This is a messenger RNA of Epinephelus lanceolatus (giant grouper), 7068 nucleotides long. The record is from RefSeq and is a predicted model, not a curated record. NCBI's taxonomy places the organism in Eukaryota, Metazoa, Chordata, Actinopteri, Perciformes, Serranidae.